UAGUUGUGAACAGCUCUCUGCAUUAUUUGCGCAGCGGGAGGAACAGAUCAUGCUGUCACAGAAAGGCUGCAGUGUUCAGGAUGGUGCUGUAGGCAGCUGAGUGAAGCACCUGUUUGACAGCCUGAAGGAAGACACAGAGAGGUGAUGACAGGGUGACAACGUGUGGGUCAAGGUUGCAUCUUGUAGGACAUUUAUGAGAAGCUUCUCUGGCAUUGUGUAUGUGUGCAUAUGUGUGUGCAGAUUGGUCAAUUUGGGUAAUUUCUUUUUUAUCCUCACACUAUGAGAAUGACAUCUUGAUGUGACACUUCCUCCCCUGACUGGAGACUGUAGGAUGAGAGCGAAUACGUUGUUUGCUGUGAUUUUACUCAGGGAUUUUGAAAAAGAGAACCCUGGGUGUGGAUGACAAAAAAUGAUUGACAUUUGAUUUUUACACAUCAUUCAGUCUCCAGGAUUUGUGAGAUAUUUUUUUCCACCCUAAGAAAGUCUGCUCAAGGCUUUAAAUGUUUGGGCGCAGCAUUUUUACCUUAGGGAACUUUUUGCUACAGGACAUUCAGUAGAGAUGCUUCUAUUGCAAUUUCUGCAAUUCUUGACUUGCUGUACUGCUACGUGUUUUUGCACAUUCCAGUUUCAUUCCAUUGAUAAUAAAUACAAAAUUGUGUUAUUCAUAUACAAUUUUAUUCUCACAAGAAGUAAUUUUAGAACAUUUUCCACAAACACUUAACACAUGCGCAAAAAUUAUAGGUUACAAAACAGGUAAAAUGUGUGUCGAACAGCCUGGUUGAUUAUUGCUGGUUGGUUGAUCAGAGUCAUUCAGAGAAAAUCAUUUUUGCUUCAAAUCUGUUUUCUCUUCUUUUUGUUUUGUUGCAGACAAAGCUUUCAGCUUUCAGCGAAAAGAGCUUAUUGAAUUGAUUUUAGAUUAAAAAAAAAGUCAGUAAAGCCAUAUGCAAACAGCCAUAUCACUGCAGACCAUUGUUUGACAGCAGGAUGCUAUUUAAAUGUUAUUUUAUUAUUUUACCUUUUUUUAAAAUUAUUUUUAUAUUAUAUUAGCUUCCCCCAAGUAUGUUGGAAAAUAAAAGCAAAUCAAGCGGAUGUUUCAAAUAGUGACAUUUUAUUGCCUAAUUUACAUAUUUGAAUGCACAAAUUUCCUGUUUAAUUCUGAACUUUAUUUUUUAAAAAGCACAAUGUUUGAAAAAAGGUAUGUAUUCACAAUUCUAGCAAAUUGUUUAAAAGAUAAAUGUAAAAAAGACAAUUAUUGUUUAUUGAAAUUGUGUUACUUUAAACGCAGAUAGCAUUAUAAAAUAAAUGACACUAAAUGUGAAACUAGAACUACAACUUCUUACAAUGUAGAAAAGAUUAGGCUGUAAGUACGAGUGUAAGAAUGUUGACAAAGUCACGAUGACUGAAACACAGCUCCAUUGUUCUAAGAAGCUUCUCUCACGUUAUUAUUUAGUUUUUUCAACUGAUAACUGAUUAUACAGACAACCGUGACUUGACAGGGUUUUUUCAAACAGCGGCCACCUUUGUGCUCAGUGUUUAUAAUUGUUUAGAUAGCUUAAAUUACUACCAACCCAGAGCUGCAGAUAAUGGAAAGGACAGACAAGUCGGGACAGUAUUACAUCUGCAGUGCUCUGAAAAAUAGUGUUCCAUUUACGUAACAAAUUAUACCUUUUCAUUUGAUGUCCUGAAGUUAAGCGGUACUUUUUGUGUACUCUUGGACAUCUGAAGUGUCUAAAGCCUUCCUCAGCCUCAAACUUCUAACAGAUCAUUUAAUUUUCUGUAAAAAUGUAAGCCUUUAUUUGGGGAACAAGGAGUUAAAACAACAAAGUUUCACUGAAUAAUAUCAUUACUCACAUUCUGGCCUGUUGUAAAUUAUUCUCGUAGGGAUUGCGUGCGUUUACGGCAUUAAUGCAAACCUUGAUUUCAGAUUUCUGGCAGACUGAGGAACACACAGCCUGUCAGCAAUCACCAGGGCCGAGUGUUUAUUAUUUAGAGACCAUGUGGAGCGGGCUGCUGUGACUCUGGUGCUCGGGUCCUGCUGAGGAUCAGAGCUCCAGGACUCAGCUGUAGCUCAGAGGUUUCCUUGCGUCCAACUUAACAUACUGUACAUAUUGCUGAUCAGCUGAUCAAUGACAUACAUCCUGUCAUAUGUAAUCGUAAAGUACAUAACAAUUCUUCACAUUACAGACCACAUGUGUAGAUGUACUGUAACCCAGUGUUUAAAAAACCAUUGCUACUGCUGCUAGUACAACUAGUACCACUAUUACUCCUUCUUCUUCUUUUGACUGUUCCCUUCAGGCUUCGCCACAGUGGAUCAUCAGCUUCCAUCUCACUCUAUUCCCUGCCUCCUUUACAGUUAGUACAGCUACUACUGCUAAAAAUAAUUAUUACAUUUACAUUUAAGCAUUUAGUGGACCCUUUUAUCCAAGGUGACUUACAAUCAAUCAAGCUCCAUAGAGGAAAGAAAGAGGACACUAUUUAGUAAAGUGGGACUUCUUAACCAGAAUGGAGGUAAGUGCAGAAGGAGAAGUGAAGUACAGGAAAGUGCUAGGGAUUGGAGAUGCUCUCUGAAUAGCUGGGUUUUUCAAGAGCUUUUUGAAAAUAGGCAGGGAUGCCCCUGUUCUGGUGGUGCACAGUACGUCAUUCCACUAGCGUGGAAUUAUUAGCAAUAGUAUUUAACAUUUUAAUAGAGAUGUCCAUACUAAAUUUAAAUAUCUCUGUUUUUCCAGUUUUCAAAUCAAUGUAUGUGAUUGAUACAGAGCCCUGUAAUGAAAAUGAAUAACUUAUUAACCCUUUUUAGUGCAUUAUUUUUCAGUCAAUCCUUCAGCAUUCCUCUCAAAUCAAUACACUGAUGAUACAGUUGCGAGUGUUUCUACAGCAGGGACUUAAUCUCAUUGACCCCAAAAUGCACACACAGUUAGUGGCAGAGCGGGAAACAAUCUUACGUCUGAUGACAUCAUCUUUAAUCCAUGACUGAGAUGAGCAGACAUCCAUAGUCUGACAACGUGUUUUUACAGCAGCCGAACAGAACUCCAACAACAGCACUGUUGUCCCGAAUAAUUUUAGAGACAUGACUCUAAGGGUGGUGUCGAGCUUUUAUUUUUCAGUCAUUGACCACAGUCUGUACCACAUAUCACACCUGUGGAUUUACAAGUUUUAAUUAAAAAAAAAAAGUCACUGCAUACUUAGUGUGUCAGAGCUGGAGACAAAAGAAAUGAAAAGAGAAAAGACUAGACAUUCUUCAGUCAUGACUGUGUGUGAGUGUGUGUGUGUGUGUGUGUGUGUGCGCCAUGUGCAUGAUUCCCCAAAUUAAUGCCAAUUUCUCCAUGCUUUCAUGUCUCUCCUUCGCAACCCAGUGCUGUGCGUCUGGACUUGUUUUAGACCCCUUCAAACACUUUUAUCCCGGCCAUUUUCCUUAAAGCAUCACCUUGAAACGGUGCCAGAUAUAAAGCGGUAACAGCAUGUAGAGCCAGUGCUUUUGGAUGAGUAUUAAAGAGUCCUGGAGAAGAAAGGAGGGAUAAAUAAUAACAUCACUGAAAGGAGAAGCAUAAUAAAGGCAUAGUUUUUUUAGGGAAUUGGGAGCUUUCAUCUUUCUGUAACAAUAAUGUUCUCAAUGAGGCGACAGGCCUGUGUUCAGUCCAGGAUGCUACAAGUGGUGGACAUGAAAGGCUGCAGUCAGAGUGCACGGUGUGGCCUCUCACUGGAUUAUAGUUUCUGGCCUUUCCUGCUCUCCUUUCUUCUGCUUCCCUUUGCUCUCCCCUCCCCUUCACACUCCUGCCUCACGAUAAAGGUAAUGUGGCUCAGUGUGUCGUGCAGUGACAGUAAACUAAAUGUCUGUUGAUGCCCCCUCCCCUUGUGUCCAUGCUGUCCCCUGUCUGAGGCCCCCAGGGUUUUGGAAAUGGAGCAUAUUUUCCCGCUCUGAUGUCAUAAGGCAGCCCGCUUGCAGCUGUUGCAUGCUUUACAACUCUGUGUUCACUGGCACUUCCCAACAGUCGCUCUCACUCUGCCUACACCAAAACACUCAUAUUUCACCUUUCAGAAAUAGACUUGUCUUCUGUUUUCUCUGUUGCUACCUGGACUCAUGCUCAUCUUUUACCCACUGUCAUAUAUGACUCCACUUUUCGAUAGAAAAAAGACAAAUGUGCUCUUUCCAUGAAAAAGUAGCAACAAUUCCCAUUUAAUGUUGAUGAACUGAACAAUUGCAAUUUUACACCGUAUACUGUAUUGAUAACAUAAUAAUAAAUCACAAAUUUGAAAAAUUGUAAUAAAAUGGACAUUCUCUAUAUUCAAACUACACUUUCCCGCUUGAAAUAUUCUUAUAUGUUUAUUCUGAAUCUUAUAAAAAUGGUUUGUUUAGAGAUUUCUCACUAAGUCUGCCUCCCCCAACUUCCUUUCACACUGUCUCACCCAGUGUUUUUGGUUCAAGGUAUAAAUAUGGAAUUGGCAAAAAGAAAAUACAGGCAGAGGGGAGCACCACUACAGAUGACGUCUUUACUCUACGCUCACAGUAUUUUGACCCAUUCAAAUGAUUUACAUAUUUCAUAUUAACUGCAUAUUCUCCUGAAAUAACUCUAUUACAGUGCACAAACAGAAAAGGAAAUAAUUACUAUAUCUUAAUAAUUGACAUAUUAUUUGCCUUGGAAUUGUGCUAAAUUCUGUUUAGAUUUUUUUUUGUUGGACUCUUUAGAUUAUAAUUUGUUUUAGUUCCAAUACUGAGUUAUUAUUUGUUUCUCAUAAUCCAGUCACACAUUUGUUUUCCAUCCUACCCACUUCCCUUUAUCUUUUUAUACCCAUCUCCCUGCCACCUCCCCUCCCCCAUGUCCUUUUCCUCUGCGCCUCAGCAUUUACAGGCUUAGGAGGGGGGACGUACCACAUGAGCCACUCCCAUCUGACAGCCUCCCCUUCCCAGUGCGUGUAAAUGGUACAAUCCUACUUUGCAUGAGUUUCCUCUGAGUGGGUCGUGUGGGAAGGCCAGCACUGAAAGAAUUAUUAGUCUCUUUUGAACCAUUUGGAUGUGUGUAGACAGAGAAAGCUAGUGUGCUGUUGUCCUUGAGCGUUAUCACGUAUUUGCUGAAGCUAUAAUGUAUUGCGCUUACCCUGUCCCUGGAAUGGGAAGUAACUCCUUAAUGUAUUACUACAACGGGAAAUCGGUUUACGCACCAUCUCCCAACUCAGAGGACUUCAACAGGGAUUCACCCUCGUACUCUCCUAAACCUUCCAGCAGUAUGUUUGCAAGCACUUUCUUUGAUGGUACCCACAGUUCGUCUGACCCUUGGAACUCCUCCAAUGGGAUCAGUCAGCCAGGAUAUGGAGGAAUGCUCACAGGAUCGUCAUCUCACAUGCCACAGUCAGGAAACUACAGCAGCCUGCACUCACAUGACCGUUUGAACUACCCUGCACAUUCAGUGUCUCCAGACAUCAACGCCAGUCUUCCUCCCAUGUCAAGCUUCCACCGAAGCAACGCCAGCACUUCACCGUUUGUCACCGCAGCACACACCCCAUCUGUCAACACGGCGGAGGGUGUCAUGGUUGCCGCGGGUCGGGGGAACGUCACUGGAAGCUCACAGACUGGAGACGCACUAGGCAAGGCUUUAGCCUCGAUUUACUCACCAGACCACACGAGCAGUAGUUUUCCUUCCAACCCCUCGACACCAGUAGGUUCUCCUUCUCCUCUGACGGCCACAGCAGGAGCUGCCUCAGCUGGUACAGUGGUCACUGCUGCUGGAACACCGUCUGCAAGACCAGGCAAUAACCAGUGGCCUCGUGCUGGGGGACAGACGCCCUCUUCCCCGAAUUACGAAAACUCCCUUCACUCUCUGUCUCGAAUGGAAGAUCGUCUGGACAGACUGGAUGAUGCAAUCCUUGUUCUGAGGAACCACGCAGUGGGCUCCACCACCAGUCUGCCCAGCGACAUCCACAGUCUGCUGGGACAGGCACAAAAUGGGCCAAUAGCAGCCAUUGGAGCCAACUUCCCUGCCUCUGCAUUGGUUCCAAGUCGGACAGCAGCGAUGCAAAGUGGAGCCCACGCUGAGGAUGCUGCCAGCGUGAAUAACAGCCAUGGAGGUCUGCCCAGUGCUGGCUCCACUUCCAGCUCAGAACUCAACCACCAAGUGGAGACGUUCAGAGGUCUUUCUUCAACUGCAGCUGGUCAGCUGCCUCCCAACCUGGAGCUGAAGGUGGAGAAACAGGACAAAGAUGAAAUGCACGACAGUCUCUCUACAGACGGCAGGUCUGACGACGAGACCGAUAAGAGGGACGUCAGGACGCCCAGAACUGGCCAACGAACCAGCAUCACUGAGGAUGAAGAUCUGAAUCCAGAGCAGAAGGCAGAACGCGAGCGAGAGAGGAGGAUGGCCAACAACGCACGUGAGCGGCUGAGGGUACGAGACAUCAACGAAGCCUUCAAAGAACUGGGUCGCAUGUGUCAGCUGCACCUGAAGAGUGAGAAGCCUCAGACAAAACUGCUCAUCCUCCAUCAGGCGGUCGCCGUCAUUCUGAACCUGGAGCAGCAAGUCAGAGAGAGAAACCUAAAUCCCAAAGCAGCCUGCCUUAAAAGGAGGGAGGAGGAGAAAGUGUCUGGAGGCUCCACUGACAACCAAGGUCACACAGGAGUCCAUCCAGGCCUGACCGACACAUCCAACCCCAUGGGUCACCUCUGAGGAGUAGACAGAUCGUGGCGAUCCAGAUCAUUUCUGUCCUGUUUGAGUGGGUGACCUUCUUCCCAGUGACAGACCGGACUCACAGUUGGUGACACCAGUUGGAGGAGACAGACCACCUGAAGCAAAUCCAUAAGACUAAGAAGAAGGCAGUCCUAGACUGAGGAGGAGCCUGCAGCUCCCUACUACCAGUUUAGAUUAGAAUAAAAAACACGUCCCAUCGUAAGAAGAUUCCUCAGAACAUGUCACCGUCCACAAGAAUCACGUCGCUCCUGAACAAUCAGAGACUCGCAAUAUCCCCGAACCAUGUGUGGACACUGCUUCGUGCCUAAACUGAAAUUGACGAAUGCAUUGUAACAGCAGUUGUUUUGUUUUUGUUUGUUUGUUUGUUUGACUAUUUAUUGCGUUGAUGAACUAUGAAGCAAAUGUCUAAAGGGAAAGUUCAGCAAUCCAGAGAAGGAGUGUGCAGCUUUUCAGUGGAUUUAAAGUUUGCCAGUGUCACCGUGACAAUGGAGCACUCCAUCCUGACCAGUCCCUGGUGAUGCCAGGAUAAUGGGGAAAAAAUUGGGCACUGACAUGAAUUAAGAGAUUAGGAAUAAUUUAUUGGCCAGAUAUUUAUAACCCAACUGGAAUUUACCCCUAGCUUUAAGGAUUGAAAAACUGAAGCACCCAAUUUUCUUAUUUUAAUUAAAAGAGGAUAUAUUAUUUAUUUUUCUAAUGUAUUAAUUCUGCCACUGUAAUCAAAACUUUGUUUGUUACUGAAUAGUUUAGAUGAGUUUGUGUGAAUUAAAAGGCCCCACUAAGUACGUAGGUGACAGAACAGUGGCAAACUCUAGUUUUACUGAAAGCUCUCAGAUUAUUUUUCUUUUUUUUUUACAGUAGUGAGCAGAGAAAACACCAAACUUAGCAUUCCCUGCAUAUUUUAGUGUCUUAACUCUAGGAAAAGUGGACUUCACUGCCCUUCAGGUCCUCCACCAUAUAGUGUUACAUGUGAACCCUGACAAAACCCAAACAGUUUUCCAGCUCCUGAGGUCGGCUGCACAGAAGUGGCUUUUGUUUGUGUUUGUUUUAUUAGUUUGUUUGUGUCUUUUUUUGCUGGUUCUAUCUUUUAGAGUGACAUGAAGUAACAGUUUAAAAUAAGUAUAAAGACAACGAUGACCACAGCUCGUCCUGGCCUGAUGAAGAUACCACUAUCUCUUUUUUCUCCGUCUUUCUCUUCUCAGUAUAGUUCAGUAUCAUUUACUCUCAGUAAUAUGUAUUAAUCUUUUUUUCUGUUGUAACAACUCCUGUCUUUAGAUUUCCAACAUAAUCACAUGUCACUCAGUUUCUUACUGCAGAGAAAACUAAGUCUAAGUUUGUUUUUGUUUUUUCUUUUCGUUUUAGUUCAGGCUAUGUUUGUACUUUUAUAUUCGGAGACAUGGGUUGCAGCUUUGUUUUCUUUUCUCUUCUCUCUGCGUGUUUUACAUUUCUCCAUUUAUUGAGUCUUUGGUCUUAAGACUAGCUUUAUAUUCCAUUUAUGUCUUUGUAUAUCAUCAUUAUCCCAACCUACAACCAGACUGCCACCUUCAAAAUAAGUAUUCUGCGAGAAAAAAACGGGAUAAAAACUGAAGAGAAUCGGAGGCCCUGCCAUGAGUUUACAUUAACGACUCGAUAUGUUUUAACAGGUUCUUUUUGUGACAUGAACCUGAGCUUUUUUAAAUGUCUUUUGACUGAAUAUUGUCUUGUUCUUUCAGUAUUCCGAAGCCUAAAUUAGUACUGACAGACUUUGUUGGCGGGUCUAAUGUCCAUGUCCUUUCCUGCUUCCUUUUCAUUAUUUUAUGUUUUAAAUAUCCUGUUCUUCCUUCUUUUACUUCUUUUGCUCCUGUUUGUCGAAGUUAGACUUUGCUGUAAUCCCAGAUGCUUUCCCUUGUAUAAUAUAUACAUAAAUAUAAAUAUAUAUAAAAAAAGAAAGUCAAAAAGAAAAAAAAAACCAUUUGGCUUAUUUUUCACUGUAGUUAGUCUUUUAUACAACAAUACUGUAAGAAUAUUUCUUGAAUUAUAAAUAUUACUCUUUCUAGAUUUUUGAAAGCAAAAGUUUUGAGUAAAAAGUUUCUUACUUUAUUUUACUAUAUUAGAUAGUAAAAUGUCGGUUAUUUACCAUAACCUUUCCAUUAUACCAGAAAUUUACAAAGAGCAUCUCAAGAACAAGAACCUGACUCUUUGCUUGUCCGGUCCGCUGAUGGAGGAGGAAAAAAACUCCUAAAGAUGUGACCUCCAUCUUUUUCUUCAGUCUCUGUUGUUAAUUGAUUGAUAAAAAGAUUGUGAUCUUUGUGUCAAAUGAAAAUGUGUUGUUGAUGCACAUGGGGGAAAAAAGAAAAAAAAACUGCAGUAAGGGGAGUUUGAAUAAUGUCUUUUUUCAACAGAAAACACAAUGUAUAUAACAUUUAUGUUGCAAUAAAUGUGCCAUCUUUUUAUAAAA
Cynoglossus semilaevis (tongue sole) is the source of this 9111-nucleotide messenger RNA. RefSeq names its product transcription factor 12 (gene tcf12). Gene Ontology annotation, biological process: regulation of transcription by RNA polymerase II. The record is from RefSeq and is a predicted model, not a curated record. Bases 5079 to 6656 code for a protein of 525 amino acids. Gene Ontology annotation, cellular component: chromatin; transcription regulator complex. Lineage: Eukaryota; Metazoa; Chordata; Actinopteri; Pleuronectiformes; Cynoglossidae. Gene Ontology annotation, molecular function: protein dimerization activity; RNA polymerase II cis-regulatory region sequence-specific DNA binding; DNA-binding transcription factor activity, RNA polymerase II-specific. The transcript has 13 exons.